AUGGUUGAAAUACCUGAGGGAGUGUGGACACAACCAUUGGAAAUUGAGCAAAGUUAUGAGGAAGUGCACAAAGGGAAGACCAAAGCUUCAGCAAUGACCAUAGAGGAAGAGGAAGUUCAGUGGUACUAUGACAUCAUGAAGUUCUUGGAACUAGGGGCAUAUCUAGAUGAUGCCGACAAGAGAGAACACCAUUCCAUUAGGAUGAUGGCAACACAAUACAUCCUAUGUGGAGGACAACUCUAUAGAAGAUCCUAUGAUGGUAUACACCUUCAUUGCUUGAAGAAGGAAGAAGCCAAGAGAGUAAUGGAAGAAGUUCUUCAAGGGAUUUAUGACCCUUAUAUGAAUGGAAGAAUGUUAGCCAAGAAAAUCCUAAGGAUGGGGUACUUUUGGAAUACAAUGGAGACCAAUUGUGUGGACUAUGUGAAGAGUUGA
Quercus robur (English oak) is the source of this 432-nucleotide messenger RNA. RefSeq lists its product as uncharacterized. Bases 1 to 432 code for a protein of 143 amino acids. Lineage: Eukaryota; Viridiplantae; Streptophyta; Magnoliopsida; Fagales; Fagaceae. The transcript has a single exon. The record is from RefSeq and is a predicted model, not a curated record.